AAGGGAGGGAGGAGAGACAGACCCGUCCUCGCUUCCCAUUUCCGUGUGUUUCACAAACCAGCGAGUUUCGCAAGUCAGUCGUCGUUAACGAGCGGCGUCGUUGUACAUUAUCAUCGCGGUAUACUAUUGCCGGCGAUUGCAAAAUUGCUCUUACGCGUACGUACGUUACCAUGCGCUCUCUGACGUAGCACAGUCGAGUUUUCCUCUUAAUUCUCGCGCGACACGUCGCAACGCGCACUCCCUCGUAAUACCGUCUCGCGCAUCGAGUACAUCGAGUGCAGCGUUCGUCAAGGAGAAAUGGCGUUGAUGCAGAGGUUACUGUCCAGGCCGAUGCGCCUCGCUCUUGGUUCGAAUUACUCCAAGUGCAAGGCCUAUUGGCAGUCGCUUGCGAAAAUCACCUCCACCACGCAGCCGCUCUUCGAAAAGCAAGAAGUCAGUAUAACAUUUGUUAAAGCCAGUGGAGAGAGAAUAUUGGCGAAAGGCAAAGAGGGAGAUAGUAUCUUGGACAUUGUUGUGAACAACGAAGUUGAUUUAGAUGGUUAUGGUGCUUGCGAAGGAACAUUGACAUGCAGUACAUGUCAUUUAAUUUUCCCCAAGAAAGUUUAUGACACCCUUCCAAAUAAGCCCACGGAGGAGGAGUUGGAUAUGUUGGACUUGGCGUAUGAACUAACCAACACAUCGAGAUUAGGGUGCCAGGUAAUAAUGACUAAGGAACUGGACGGUAUCGAAGUGCAAGUACCAACUACCAUCAACGAUGCUAGGACAUAAUGAACAAGGGUUCACUUUAACAAUUUUACCCGAUUAUGAUAAUUCUACUAAGGGGUGCGUUCAAAAAUCGUACUCGAUGAAUGGAGUAACGUUCAUUAACAAAUUACGAUAAAGCAAUCUUUGCUCUAUCUUAAUCGGUUAAUUAAGUGCCACUACCCGUCGAUUAAGAUUUCUGAACGCACCUAAGGACAAUCGCGCGGCUCUCUUGGCAAGCAUCGAAAUGCAGUUUCGCGAGGUUUCGCAUCCAACGAUUUCUUUUCUCUUGAUCGUUGUUAACCACGUGGGCUUCUGUCACCCGACAUAACACGAGUCGUCGCAUGCUCGCUGCGACGGAAUUGUACUACUUUAUUAUGUAUAUUAAUUUACGAGGCGCAUAAAAUGUAUAAAAUACACUCGAUGCGGAGGAAUUUUUUCGUCGGGACCGUGCGCAACAGGUUACCGAAACCCGUUACUGCUCCCGAUGAUUUCACGGGGUGUGUGUGUGUGUGUGUGUGAGUGUAUACGUGUACAGGCCGUGCGUCAGGUAAAAGCGUAAAUCGGCAAGUUUUGUUCGGCGAGAUCGACGCGGCGGAAUUUCUCCGGGGAAUAUUAUGUACAGCGGUUGUACGUACGCGGUUCCUACGGAACGCGCUGUAAAGGCGAUCGGGGCGAAACCUGCUUGAGAAAAUUGUAAUUGGUAGCGAUAUGCAAAAGAAUGUAGCUCGUCAAGGUCAACAGGAACUAACACUACCGGCAAGUCAUUAAAUCAUGUUAGCUACAAUA
Molecule: messenger RNA, 1530 nt
Organism: Dinoponera quadriceps
Lineage: Eukaryota; Metazoa; Arthropoda; Insecta; Hymenoptera; Formicidae
Gene: Fdx2
Product: adrenodoxin
Exons: 5
Coding region: 298-768 (156 amino acids)
Biological process (GO): P450-containing electron transport chain; positive regulation of oxidoreductase activity
Cellular component (GO): mitochondrion
Molecular function (GO): 2 iron, 2 sulfur cluster binding
Source: RefSeq, a predicted model, not a curated record